UAAUGCUUUGGUCCCAUUCCAUAAAGCUUUUUGGCUCCGUCCCUAGCUGCAGCCUUGUAGGUUUGGUGGAGAUGGUCAAUAUGUAGGAGAAGGAGAGAGCCAAAGAGAGAGAGAGAGAGAGACAGAGAGAGAUAGAUAGAGGAAAUGGAAGGUGAAAUGGAGAAGUGCAUCAUUGUAUGGAUCACCGCCAUUGCAUGUCUGUGUUAUUGUUUCUACCUAGUUGCUCGAAUCAAGGGGGAAGUGAUGAGGCUUCUCUCUCUUCUCCCCGUCUUCUGCCUCUUCACAAUCCUACCCUUCAUUCUCAACUCCCUCCAUAUCGGCAUUCUCACACUUUUCCUUCUGGUUUGGGUUGGCAACUUCAAGCUCAUCCUCUUUGCCUUCGAUCAAGGCCCUUUAACGCCACUCCCGCCCAAGCUUUCUCACUUCAUCUGCAUAACUUUCCUUCCCAUCAAAACCGAACAACAACAACAACAGAUCAUCCCAUCUCACCAAAAUGCUAAAAAAGCUCCAAAAGUGAACUGGAAAUCUGUUUUGUUGGUUCUAAAAGCCUUGCUUCUUGCUCUCAUUAUCCGAUCAUAUGAAUACAGACCAAUUAUGCACCCAUACCUUGUGCUUGCUCUCUAUUCUGUCCAUCUUUACCUUGCUGUGGAGAUCAUCCUAGCCCUGGCUGCUGCGCCUGCUCGAGCCUGUGGGUUUGAGCUCGAGCCACAGUUUAAUGAGCCCUACCUGGCUACCUCGCUACAAGACUUUUGGGGCCGGAGGUGGAACCUCAUGGUAACCAGUAUUCUACGCCCUACCGUAUACACCCCCGUAUGCCGUAUCUCUACACCUAUAAUUGGGCCCCGCUUGGCCCAACUGUCGGGGGUGGUCGCCGCCUUCUUGGUCUCCGGCCUAAUCCACGAGCUCAUUUUUUAUUACAUCACUCGUGUUAAUCCCACGUGGGAGGUCACGUCCUUCUUUGUCCUACAAGGCCUGUGCGUCGGCAUUGAGAUCGAGGUGAAGAGGGCUUUGACCGACAGGUGGCAGUUGCACCGGGCAAUUUCCGGCCCAUUAACAGUCGUGUUCGUGGUGCUCACUUGCAUUUGGCUCUUCUUCCCACAAUUACGUAGGAAUGGUGCGUUUGAGAGGCUCAUUCAGGAGUACUCAAUUAUGAUUGAUUUUGUCAGAGCCAACCUACUCUUUAAUAAGUUGUAAACUUGUUAUUUCUAGUUCAGCAAUUAUACACCACACAAUUAUCGAUCUCAUGAUAUAUUAUAAGUGUGGUACAUAUCA
This is a messenger RNA of Corylus avellana, 1272 nucleotides long. Its product is annotated as putative long-chain-alcohol O-fatty-acyltransferase 5. Gene Ontology annotation, biological process: lipid metabolic process. Lineage: Eukaryota; Viridiplantae; Streptophyta; Magnoliopsida; Fagales; Betulaceae. The record is from RefSeq and is a predicted model, not a curated record.